AUGAACAUAAUCGCAAUAGCGAUCUUAAGAAGAGAAUGUUCGAAAACAAAAUCUUAUGAGUUUUUACAAUCACUAGCUGCUUCUGAUCUGUUAAUUGGUAUCAUUUUAGGACCUUUAACUGCUUGGCAGUUAUUUGACCAAAACAUUAGAUUAAAUUGCUACGCUGAUAUGGCUAGAGGUUACCUAAUGGUACUGUUCGUUGGUUCAUCAAAUAUCAAGUUGGCUUUAAUAGCAUAUGACCGUUAUAUUUUAUUAACUAAAUUGAAGAAUUACAAACAGUACAUGACAACACGAAAAUAUGUCUUUCUAAUCACGUUCUCAUGGAUAUGUCCUGCGCUUGUACCAAUUUUAAAGUUUGGUGGUAAGUUUGUAUACCUUUGUUUGGCUAACGUUGUUUUCAUGUCUGCUACAGUUAUACUAAUACUUAGUUAUUUUUGUUUAAUACGGGUUGUUAAAAAACAGGAAAGUGUUAUGCAAAGCCACAAGAAAAACUCAAUAACUCUUCAGAAACUAAGAGGACCCACAACCAUCUUAAACGAAAAAAGUACAUUUAAACGUCAAAAGCUUGAAAAUGUAACAUUAACUUUGAUCCUUGCGCAUUUAAUAUGCACAGUACCUAUGUUUGUCUGGACUUUGGCGAAUCUUACAGAUGCUUUUUUUCACGGUUUGAACCAUUACGUCGAGCAUGUGAUGUAUUUAUGCGCCGUUACAAUGUACCAAAUGAGCUCAUGUUGCAAUCCGGUUAUAUAUUUCUUUAAAAAUUCAAGUUUUACGAAAUGCGUGAAAAAAAUGCUGCAUAGAAAAUCCAGCAAAGUCGACAGCCGUAUUCUUAAGAGAGAGGUACCAUUGAGGAAACAUCGCACGUUGCUGUCCAGUUACCACGGUGCUGGUAUUCUCAUGUACGAUUACAAUAGCGAAGACAAAGAUGAAAUCGUAACACCGAAAAAUAUACAAAUUGUUUAA
This is a messenger RNA of Hydractinia symbiolongicarpus, 963 nucleotides long. RefSeq names its product trace amine-associated receptor 8c-like. The record is from RefSeq and is a predicted model, not a curated record. Gene Ontology annotation, biological process: G protein-coupled receptor signaling pathway. Gene Ontology annotation, cellular component: membrane. Gene Ontology annotation, molecular function: G protein-coupled receptor activity. NCBI's taxonomy places the organism in Eukaryota, Metazoa, Cnidaria, Hydrozoa, Anthoathecata, Hydractiniidae. Bases 1 to 963 code for a protein of 320 amino acids. The transcript has a single exon.